This is a messenger RNA of Sycon ciliatum, 3360 nucleotides long. RefSeq names its product serine/threonine-protein kinase ULK3-like. Lineage: Eukaryota; Metazoa; Porifera; Calcarea; Leucosolenida; Sycettidae. Gene Ontology annotation, biological process: protein autophosphorylation; response to starvation; peptidyl-serine phosphorylation. Gene Ontology annotation, molecular function: ATP binding; protein serine/threonine kinase activity. The transcript is spliced from 16 exons. Gene Ontology annotation, cellular component: phagophore assembly site membrane; cytoplasm; autophagosome. Bases 258 to 1883 code for a protein of 541 amino acids. The record is from RefSeq and is a predicted model, not a curated record.
CAUCACAAAAGGUGUCGAAGGAAUAUGUUCUGCAACGUUACUUGUACUUUCUUGGUCCCGAGCUAGCUGAGGAAAGGCUGUCGGAUCUCGGUAUGGUGGAUUCAUUUGAUGUAGGAAUUACCUGUUUUUUUCCAAAUAUCUCGACGCCAGAGACCUUGAGUGUCCACAAUGACUUGGAACACCAGCUGAGCCCAGCAACGAUGUGCCAGUCUCGUUGUAAGGUCGAGUUUCAAUACCGACUCAUCUGAGAGUAGGAAAUGGCGAAAGUACAGAAGCGAGCCUCGUCGGACUUGCCCAAAGUCAACGGGUGCUCUUUGCUGCAUCAGAUUGGCAGUGGUUCGUAUGCUACGGUCUACAAGGCUCGUGAUCAGAAGAGCGGGGAGUAUGUGGCUGUGAAGUGCGUCUCGACGAAGAAGUUAAAGAAAACCGCCUUGGAGAAUCUGAUACGCGAAAUCGAGUGCCUCAAGAAAGUGGACGACCCGCACAUCGUCAGAUUGGUGGACUUUCAGUGGGAUGUCAGCUAUGUGUACAUCAUAAUGGAAUACUGCAGCGGUGGAGACUUGUCCCACUUCAUCAAGACCAGGAAAGCACUGCAGGAGAAUGUAGCACGCCGCUUCCUCCGCCAGCUUGCAUCUGCCAUCUGUGCAUUGCAGCAGCACAACAUAGCUCAUCUGGACUUGAAGCCGCAGAACAUUCUGCUUGCAUCUCACCCGGGCUCCACAACUCCCGUAUUAAAACUUGCCGACUUUGGCUUUGCUGUCUACCUGGAUGAAAGCCAGGGUUUCGCUCACUUGAGAGGCUCACCGCUGUAUAUGGCACCAGAGAUAGUGGUUGCAAAGCAGUACGAUGCCAGGGCUGAUCUCUGGUCAGUGGGUGUUAUUCUUUAUGAAACCCUGUUUGGACGUGCGCCGUUCGCCUCCAACUCUUACGACGCCCUGAUCGAGAAGAUCAUUAGCCACGAUGAGAUUGAGAUCCCCAGUGAGCCAGUCCUCAGUCCCGAGUGCCGCCACCUUCUCACCGGCCUGCUGCAGAGAGAUCCUAGCAAGCGCAUAUCGUUUCCGGAGUUCUUUACCGAUCCGUACAUUGACCUGGAGCAUCUCCCCGGUGAGGCAUCUCUCAGUAAGGGUUGCAAGUAUGCGGAGCUGGCCGUGCGGUUGGACGGCCAACGAGAGUACCCGGCAGCUGUGCACAUGUACUGUGUGGCCUUGGACUACCUCAUCCCACUGGUUGACUAUAAUGAUGUGUCGGAAAGCUGCCGAGCCCUGCGCUUGAAGGUGGCUGACUACCUGUGCCGCCUGGAGCAGCUCAAGUCCACACUAAAGAUGGCCGGCCAUGAUAAGCAGAGCUUGGAGCUGUCAGCCGAGGUUGACCGCCUUCAAGACGAGGCGGAAGCACGUCGAGAUAGCCACCUGCUGAUAGCCAUGAUGCAAGCUCACAAUGCUCAGGCCAUGGAUGCACGUGGAGACUAUGAAGAGGCGUACAGUCUAUACACUGACUCAGUGGCAACACUGCUAUCCAUUCUACAGAAGAUGGAGAAAGGUUCAAAACGAAAGAAGCUACUGACUGAAGUCAAUGGGAUGCUGAAACGCGCAGAGGAGAUCAAGGCUAUAAUAUCGUCUGCAGCUGCUCUUGCCCCGACCGACGCCACCACCAUUUCCAUGUCCACACCGACCACAUCGCGUGUGUCCUCUGCGUCCUCACGGACCAGUGGUGCAGAGGACCAUCACAAAGUAGAUGUGUCUGCUGCUUCUGCUGCUAGCAGUAGUAGUAGUAGUAGUAUUGCUGCAACAGCAGACAACGGGGCCUCGCCCGAUAGUUCUCUAGACACAAGGGCUGCGAAGAGCUGCAAAGCAUCACCCGGUAGCAGCUGUGUUAUGCAGUAGGCAUAUGGUGAUGAUGAUCCUGAACCGUCGUCUCGGCCUCUCUUGCUUUGCGCAAGCUUGCUGGUCUCCUGUCACUGUCACCACGGCACCUUUGCCAGGUGUGAACCGCAUCAUUCCCGUAAGGCAACUGCACACCAUUCAGUCAACGAUGGUGUCAUGCUGAUGAUGUCAUAGGCCCGCUGCACACCAUGUGACCUGUCAGUGUCUGCGUGACCGCACAAGCCGAAUCAUUGAUGGUGUUGUCAUGUGCAGUGCACCUAUUCACUUGCCUAUCUAGGUGCCAAGUGCUCUAAAUAUCAGAGAUUACAUCAUGAUGAUGUCAUACUUUGCUGCUACCCAUGAGCACUUGGGUACACAGGCUCCGGUCGCUGUGAGAAGUCCAGCCAGUGUACUGGUGCCACUGUACUGCGCCGUAUAGCACACAAGGAGUGCAGGCAUCAAGUGGUGCGCUCAGUGUAUGGCUACGCUGGCCAGUCGUCUUGAAACACACACAACGUCGACUUUGGUGCCCUCGCGUUUGUUGCGGGCAAUGCUUGCUCUCUCCCUCUCUCUCUUUCGCACGCGUGCUCAUGCAGACAUGUGCGUUCUUGCUCUUAUUGAAAAGUGGAUGUACCAGCUGGCUACCGAAGUGCACAAGGUCCAACAUUGAUUUGUGUUAUCAUCGACUUUGCCAUCCACGGUGUUCGAAAAGAUAACUAUACUGCUUUGUGACUGUAUCUGAUUGAUACACGCACGGCACUGUAUUUAUGGCAUACUCAUCAGUAUUAGACACACUCCGCUGUGAUGGGUGUACGAUGUGUGUGUGUGUGUACGUGUGUGUGAACGCGCACGCACGUGCGUGCAUGCAACCUUGAACUGUACGCACUCACAUUUCAGCGGAGAUAAAUACUUAGGGGUCGGAGCCAGUUAUGUGGAAAAAAAACCGAAACACAGCUAUAUCACUCUAUCUUGCAAGCGUGCUCCUGGCUCCGCCACUUCUGUAUUGCUAUGCAUGUCCACCUACCAGUGUUAUCCCUGUUAUUGCUGACAUCCUAAUUGCUGAUGGCUAGAGUCAGAGCUGUGGCGUCAGUCUCUACUCUCUCUCUCUCUCCCUCUCUCUACUCUCCCUCCCUCCCCCCCCCCCCCCCCCCUCUCUUUCUCUCCCUCUCUCCUUUUUACCUAAUUGGCAUGCAUGUCUACUAAAGUACUUAGUAGACCUACCCUCUUGGCCACCUUCUCAUACGCUCUCUACUUGCUAUGUGGACCUAACAUGCAGUGCGAUGCCUGCCUGCUUGUUUUCUUUCACUUGAUUCUAUCAAUGUUUUAUAUUUGACCAGAAUACCCCAGCCGCCAUUGUGUUGACACAGGAUCACCAUGGUACCAAGUAAUAGUUAUUUUUUCUCUCUCUCUUGCGCUGUGCUGGUCACAGGGUAUUAUUAUUCUGUUUUGAUACGCAUGCACACCUAAUCGAUUAUGAGAAAAACUGUGACUUGCUUCA